UUUGACACCACUUACAUCCUGUUUUGUUUUGCAGAAGGACCUUUCCACGAUCUUAGAAUAGAAUCUGAGUCAGUUUCAUGCUUUUUGCUUAUCUCACUUCCCAGCCUAUAUUCCACAUAACCGCUACAAUGGUUUUAAUUCGAAAUGCUGCCCUCUGGUGCCAUUUGAGGGCAGACGUUACGAAGGCCACGCCUUGCAUGGGCACUCCACACUCUUCAUGAACUGCUGGCCUGCAUAGAUAUAGUAGAUAGAAUGGUCUUCUUCACCAUUUCAGUUUUCUUCACCAUUUCAUUAAAGCCCACUAUUUCACUUGAACGGCCCAUUAAAUUUUCAGAAAUCCCACAGACCUUGAUACCUCGGGUCACAGAGGUCUUCUUUGUGGAAAGUAAAAUCCCUACCAUCCCAAAAGGAGCAUUUGUGGCCAAUCCUCAGCUUGAAAAGGUGGAGUUCUUAUCCACGCCCACAGUGUCCGUGGAGGCCGGGGCCUUUGAGGGUUUGGACAGCCUCAAGGACCUUGAAAUUUUCGGCACUCUGCUCACGUCCAUCCCAGUGGGAGUCUUCGCCGAACUCCCACACUUGGAGUCGUUGGUGCUGAAGUCCAACAAGCUUGGUGGUCUUCAGAGAGGUCUGUUUGACGGCCUGAUAAAACUGACCCAGCUCCAGCUCCAUAUGAAUAGCAUCCAAUCCAUAGAGGACGGCACCUUCGAUGAGCUCAAGAGCCUAAAGAUCCUGCAUUUAGCCAAAAACAACCUGACGUCUAUUUCCCCCAGCCUCUUCUCACAACUCGACGCACUGCAGACAUUACGGCUCUACGAAAACCAACUCACCUCUGUCCCGGAAGAGGUCUUCCUUCCUUUGCCCAAUCUGGUGGAAAUUGGAUUACAGGGAAAUCAAAUAACUCAACUAGCACCAAGACUUUUUCCACAUAAAGACAAAUUAAGGAAACUAUCCUUGGACAACAAUCUUCUCACUGAUUUACCACCAGAGUAUUUCACUGGCUUCAGUCUGCUCAAAACACUGACACUGCAUGCAAAUCAACUGACUGGUCUGCCAGCGCUUUUGUUCGGAGGCACGCCAAAAUUAACCGAGUUGAGGCUCCAUCAAAACAACCUAAGCAGUCUUCCUAGUGGAGUAUUCAGCCCCCUGACUAACUUAAGGGAAUUAGAUCUAUCCAAAAACCAUUUUGAAACUUUAUCUUCAGAAUAUUUUGACGGCAUUGCAAAGCUUAAAAAGCUAUAUUUAUCAAACAACAAACUCAGAACAUUGAAUCCAAACAUAUUUGAAAAGGUAACAUCGGUAACGAUCCUUAAGCUAUCAGGCAAUAUGCUGGAGAACCUUCCGGAAGAUAUUUUUGAACCUUUGAAAGCCCUGAUAAGAGUGGACCUCAAUGAUAAUCCCUGGCGUUGUGAUUGCAAUUUCAUUGAUUUAUACCAAUGGAUGAAAGACAACUCUAAAGUGCUAACUCACACUCCUCCUGUGGUGUGUAAGUUUCCAAAUGAUUUAAGUGGAAGGGAGGUGAUUUCACUAACAGAGGAUCAACUUGUGUGCCCCACCCUUGCUCCAACCACCACUCCUUUACAUACCACUACCAUGCCAACCACCGCCCCAUCUACCACUACCAUGCCAACCACCGCCCCAUCUACCACUACCAUGCCAACCACCGCCCCAUCUACCACUACCAUGCCAACCACCGCCCCAUCCACCACUACCAUGCCAACCACCGCCCCAUCUACCACUACCAUGCCAACCACCGCCCCAUCUACCACUACCAUGCCAACCACCGUCCCCACUACAACCACCAUGUCACCUUUGAGGGCAGACGUUACGAAGACCACGCCUUGCAUGGGCACUCCACACUCUUCAUGA
Molecule: messenger RNA, 1866 nt
Organism: Gadus chalcogrammus (walleye pollock)
Lineage: Eukaryota; Metazoa; Chordata; Actinopteri; Gadiformes; Gadidae
Product: carboxypeptidase N subunit 2-like
Exons: 4
Coding region: 253-1866 (537 amino acids)
Molecular function (GO): protein binding
Source: RefSeq, a predicted model, not a curated record